Apis dorsata (giant honeybee) is the source of this 1278-nucleotide messenger RNA. RefSeq names its product optic atrophy 3 protein homolog. Gene Ontology annotation, biological process: regulation of lipid metabolic process. NCBI's taxonomy places the organism in Eukaryota, Metazoa, Arthropoda, Insecta, Hymenoptera, Apidae. The record is from RefSeq and is a predicted model, not a curated record. The transcript has 3 exons. Bases 170 to 808 code for a protein of 212 amino acids. Gene Ontology annotation, cellular component: mitochondrion.
UCUUUUUAAUUUAUAAAUAAUAUGAAAAUGUAACUCACACAUACAUAUCAACUAACAUAUCAUAUCAUAUCACUAUGGCUGUCUUGUAUACUCUGAAAUAAUUUCAGAGGUGAGGUUUUAUUUAAAUACAACGUGUGAUUAUCUAAUUCUAAUUAUAUAAAUAAAAAAAAUGGUAGUGGGUGUUUUUCCAGCUCUCAAAUUGGGAGUCUUAUUUGUUAAACAAAUUAGUAAACCUUUAGCAAAGUUCCUUGUUAAUCAAGCUAAAAAUCAUCCUGUAUUUAGGACAUAUUUUAUCAUACCACCUGCUCAAUUUUAUCAUUGGGCAGAAGUAAAAGCAAAAAUGUAUUUAAUGAAUCUUGGUAAACCAACAAAAGUUGCAAAGUUGAAUGAAACUAUGGCUAUUGAAUUGGGAGCCAAUUUAAUGGGUGAGGUUAUUAUUUUUAGUGUUGCUGGUGCUUGUUUAAUAUUAGAAUAUAAUCGUCAAGUAACAAAAGAAUCAAAAAAAGAAGAAGCACGUCUUCAACAAAUACAAACAUUUACAAAUGAUAUUAAAAAUUUAAAUCAAAUUACAUCUCAACAAGAAAGUGAAAUAGAAUAUUUGCAAGAAGUAAUUAAACAAUUAGCAAAACAUACAAAAUAUGAAUUGAUUAUAAAAUCAAAAACAAAAGAAUCAAAUAAAGAAAUGCAACAAUUUAAUGUUGAUAGAAAUCAAAAUACAAAUGUAAAUCCAAACAAUAAAAAAUCAUCAAUAAUUGAACGUGCUAUAUUAUAUUAUGAAAAUAAUGUAAAAACAGACAAUCUCAGUUAACUGAAAUUUUAUUUUAAAUUUUAUUAAUGAUUUUGAUAAUGUACUUAUAAUAUUAAUGAUACCAAAAAGAACAAAUACAUCUUUAUAAUCUCAUAGUGUAUAUAAAAAAUACUUUCCACAAUAUGUACAUGACUUUAUGUAGAAUUAAAAUCAUAUAUAACACUUUGUACAUUAAUAUUUUGUACAUUAUUAUUCAAAAUAUUUAAUAUUUUGUAUUUAUACUUAUACAUGUAGUUUUAUAUUUUAAUUUUUUCAUUAAUAAUUUUCAAAAACAAUAGGAAAAGAAAUAUUUUACUUUUAUAAAAGAUUUUUAAAUCAUACUAUUUUAGAUAGUAAAACACUGUAUCUAUUUAUAUUUAAUUAAAUUGUAUUAUAUGUUAUAUGAAAAAUAUGUUAAUAAUAAUGGUAAAAAAAGAAAUAUAUCUGUGUAUAUACAUUCACUAAUUGUUCAUAAAAAAUUUAUUUAAUAA